GCACCAAAGGCAUCCAGUUAUAUAAUUAAAUACGAUUCAAUAUAAAUAAUCAACAAUAUAUGAUAACAAAGAAUGAAGCUUUGCUUCAUGAGAACAAAGUUCCAUCUCUCUUUUUCACGUUCAUGAAAAAAGCAAUCUGAUGCUUUUCGAUUCUUUUCCUCUUCACUCCAACUUUGUAAAGCAAUGGACAUAAAUACAACAGAGUUUCUUUGUCCAGGACGGGGAAUAAGAGAGAUGGAAGAAGAUUUCGGGUUUCUGGUUUCUAUUCUCAUCAUAUCCAUGGACAUUUCAGCUGCAGUUCUCGGGAUCGAAGCCGAGAUUGCUCAGAGCAAGGCAAAGCACUCAGGAACCUCGCAUUCCGAGUGUGGAAACCCCAGUUCUGCUGCUUUUGCAGAGGGAAUAGCAGCACUAAUUCUUCUGUGCAUUGCCCAUGCCACGGCCAACCUGCACGGCGGCUGCAUCUGCUUCCGGGCAAAGCAAGACUACAAGAAAGCAUCGGCCAACAAGAUAUUAGCCGUGGCUUUCCUCCUCCUCUCCUGGAUCACACUUGCUGUUGCCUUCUCGACGCUGAUGGUAGGGACAUUGGCCAACUCGGGAUCGAAUAAAUUCUGUGACUUGUCAAGUCGUUGGCUUUUUCUGGUCGGAGGCAUAUUUUGCCUGAAGCAUGGAAUGACAACUGCCGCAUACUAUGUCUCAGCCACCGCUGCAAAACGAGAAGAACAAAGACAAGCAGAACAAGAAAGCCAGAUCCAUGGAAGACAUGCAUAACAAACGUUAUCUUCAGACAAUGAAGCACAGAUGUUUAUACAACAGAAUCAUUGCCUCUAGUUCUAAAAGAAGAUAUUGAUGAAAUUUACUUCCAUUCCAUA
Molecule: messenger RNA, 869 nt
Organism: Tarenaya hassleriana
Lineage: Eukaryota; Viridiplantae; Streptophyta; Magnoliopsida; Brassicales; Cleomaceae
Exons: 3
Coding region: 184-768 (194 amino acids)
Source: RefSeq, a predicted model, not a curated record